CUCGCAUGUUUGGGCGAGUUCGCGCGCCACUCGCUCGCCGACGCGGCGUGCGGCACGCGAGCUACGUCGCCGGCGACCAGUCUUCGCUCCUGCCAAAGUGGGCGCACUCGACGCCUGUCGUCGGCGGGCUCGUCGGCGUCGUCGUCCUGCAGCGGCUCUGGGCGGCGCUGCGGCCAUCGCCACAGGCGACGCCCGGCCAGACGGACGCCGCGUACACGCCCACCGACACAAAGGCCUUGGCUCUCAAGCACCAGGGCGUUGAGCCUGGCGCGGCGGUGGAGGCGGCCGCAGCGCCGCCGGCGGCGGUGGCGGCGGUGUCGUCGCCGGCGAUCGCCGCGCCGGCCGCGGUGGUUCCGCGCAAGGACUCGCUCUUCACGUCUCCACUGGCGCGGAACACCUCCCUCUCAGAGCCGGUGACACCCGCAGAGAUCAAGCGGGUGACACAGCUGCAGCAAUUCGACUCGCUCAGCCGAAAGGCCACCAAGGAGGAGGAGGCGCCGGCCCACUCGAAGAUCGAGGCGCCUGUUUGGAUUGGGCCAAAGCCGGUCGGGCCGGUGGCGGAGGGGGGCGGGGCGGGCGGGCGGCUGGUGGGCUUCACCGACGGCAAGGACGUGUUCUUGCGCAAGGAGGGUAAGGGCGGCCCGCUCCUCUGCAACCUGACCGGCUCCGAAGGGCUCGACUUGGCUGCGGGCGGCGCGGCGACCGUCAGCGUGCGCGGCUUCAGCGCGGACGGGAAGUGGCUGCUGGCGCGGAGCGGCGAAAAGGCGCUGGUGGCGUUCCCCGUCGGCGGUACGACGCCGGUGGAGGUUGUGGCGGGCGGGAAGGGCGUGACCGUCGGCGGCGUGCAUUGCGUCGACACGCAGGAGGACUUCAGUGGCGUGCUGGUGGAGGUGACCGGGCUUGUGCCUGGCGGUGCGAGCGCCGUCUUCCGCGCCAGCCUCGACCCGGUGAUGCCGCUGCAGCUCGACACGAUGGCGCCGCUCUCGCCGGGGUCGCCCGAGACGUGGCUCGUCGACACCCCGAGCGGCGCCGUGCUCGGCGUCGUCUUUGCCGACGGCAAGCGCCGCUCGCUGCUGAUGCGCGAGCCGCUGCCUCGGAAGAGGAUCGCAGAGCCGCCCAGUUUCGGCGCCUGGAAGGAGGGGGCGGAGUGGAGCGAAGCGUCGGGCACGCGGUACGUCGGCUUCUCGGGCGGGCUCGCCUGGCUGCAAGACUUUUACUCUGGCGACGUGACCGCCGUCGCCGCGGACGGCACCACGCACCGCAUCCGCAACCGCUGAGGCCGAGGCUCCGGCUUGGCGGAGUUGGCACGCGGCGGGAGCGGCGAAGGGGGCGUGUGGCCCCUCAGAUGCGGACGCUGCGGCAUGACCAUGGGGCGGGGGAGGAGAGUCGCUUCUGAGGCGCUCGGAGGUGCACGGUGGCACGCGAAGGCUCCCACCGCGUGUUUGGCCUUUGGCGCGGUCGACACUGGCGCGGUCUUGCGGUAUCCGUCGGUCGCCCGCCCGUGCGAGUGUGGAGUCGAGGGCGACUCGGCGCGGGUGGCACGGCCCAAUUUGGCCAGGCACGAGGUGUGUGGGCGCGAAAAAACAGGGACAGCCCUCUU
Messenger RNA from Emiliania huxleyi CCMP1516, 1600 nucleotides. RefSeq lists its product as hypothetical. The coding region runs from base 6 to 1277 and encodes 423 amino acids. The transcript has 4 exons. The record is from RefSeq and is a predicted model, not a curated record. NCBI's taxonomy places the organism in Eukaryota, Haptophyta, Isochrysidales, Noelaerhabdaceae.